Ectocarpus sp. CCAP 1310/34 is the source of this 1343-nucleotide messenger RNA. The record is from the annotation of a GenBank genome assembly. NCBI's taxonomy places the organism in Eukaryota, Phaeophyceae, Ectocarpales, Ectocarpaceae.
AUGGUGUCGGGGACGAUACUCCACAACGUUGGCUUCUUCUCGGCGUCGCGGGCACAGAUCCAGGACGCGGAGCGCAACCGCAGGAAACGAUGCGCCGCCUCAGCUGCCGCGAAGCGACGGGGGGAAAACGUGAAGGUGGAGAAGUGCCACCCCAUCGACAUGCUUCAUGAAGACGAGCAUGGACAGUACUGGUCCUACCACCGCUUCGAGUACGGCAAGAACAAGGAGGGAUACUGGACCGGGUUCAGGAUGCUGGACCGCAUGUCAGACGUGCUCGACAUGUUCACAGUUCUCCACCCUGAGCAUAAGCCUGUAGGCCUGUUCGACUGGUCGUCCUGUCAUGACUGCAUGGAGGUCGGCGCACCGUCGGUGAAGAGAAUGAACUUGGGUGUCGGUGGUGUGAGGAACGGAGAAGAGCUUGCGCCGAUGGACCCCGUGACCAUCCUCGAAGAUACCCCGAACCUCCCAGCCGGCACGGUACAGCACUUGGUGUUUCGGAGGGGGGACGAUCCCCCCUUCCACUCCCCGCAUCUCAAGCCGGCGCAAUAUGUCGGAAAGUUGAAAGGAAUGCGGCAGAUUUUGUGGGAGAGGGGGCUCCUGGUCAAAGGCAUGAGUAAGACGGGGGGCUCGGGCGAAAAGCAGGACACCAGCAAGAGCAUGGAGCACGUUUUGGGAGAGCAGGACUUCAAGGAAGUUGAUUCUAGUCUGGUGCUGCUGUUGAUGCAGCGCCACGGGGUGGCCUGUCUCAUGCUUCCUAAGUACCACUGCGAGUGUAACCCCAUCGAGCCUGUUUGGGGCCGAGCGAAGGACUGGACUCGAAAGAACUGCAAAUAUUCGUUGGAAUGCUUGCGCAAGAACGUGCCGCUGAGUUUUAGAUCAGAGAAGGAUAGACAGGCUGUUUCGGUAGUCCAGGGCUACUGCAAGAAGGCGUACACACACGCCCUCAUGUACCGCGAGACGCGUGUGCAAGGGCCUGAGGGCAAGAAGACGUACUAGAAGUACAAGUCGCACAGGCGCCCGACCCCGAAGGAAUGGAGGCCGUAGAGUCGAUGGCGCAUUCUUGUUCAUUGAGCUGUAUUUGUUCAGUUUUUUUCCGUGUUUCUGGUGGGAAUGUUGCACAAAAAUGGAACAUUUUUGUUGAAAACGGCCAAUUUUUGUGAUGUAUGUACGCUAUAGGUGCGGUAGAGGCAUUUUCAUAGUGUUUGAGGGCGUUCCUGUGCACGUGUGGGUGGUUUGGUGCGAGAAAAAAAAAAGGAUUAGCAACACAUAUGGGGGAAAAGUUGCUCUCGGGCCAAUUUCGUGGGUUCGAGACCCGCCGCGAGCAUCUUUUUUUCUUUUUUUUU